UUUGAUAUUGUGCAAAAAUCUGAUAAAUGACGCUUAAAUAUGUUAAUAUAAUGUUACUAUCAAAUAUGUUUAUAGCUGGAAAUCGAGUCGAAAAUGGCGGUCGCCAAUCUUUUAACGCUGAUGCUGAUGAAAAUUUUGAUAUUCCUCCCGACGAUGACUUAAAUGACCAGGAAAUGCAAGAUAUUAAUGAUCUCCUGGAGGAUCCUCCAAAUCAAAACCUUCAACAAAUUGGUUUACCUAAUUUAAACCAGCAACGUCAACGCAAUGAAUUUGGAGGAUGGCGACUGGGAGACCAGGGUGUCCUUGGAGCUGCAAGACCAAACCAGGGUCAGCGAAUGCGUGCACAAAAUGCUGUUGACCUAGUGAGACAAGAUGUAGUUCCAAGACCGAGAGAAAAUAGAAACGCAGAUGCUGUAGGGAAUCAAGGUCGGCAAAACAAUAGAGCUAAUAGAGGGCAAGCUCAAGCGAAUAGAAACCAAGUUAGACAUAAUGCUGGAGGGAAUCAAAUUCGACAAGACAAUAGAGCUAGAGGAGGGCAACCUCAAGCAGAUGAUAACCAAAUUAGAAAUAAUUCAAACCGUGGCUCAAGAGGCAUAAGAGCUGGUCAGAACCGCAGGAGAGCUCCUCGAUUAAAUCCCUAUCAACGAGAUCUACAAAAUGUUGCUCAAUAUUUUGUUGAAGUGGCCCUUUCGUGCACCUCCCGCACAAGGGCAAAUCUUCAAAGAGAGAGAGAAAUGAGAGAAAGAGAAGAAGAGGAUGACCAAAAGUCAUCGUAGAUUUAAUUUUUUAAUAUUUUAUUUGUUCUGACAUCUGACAAUCAUAGAUUAAAAUUCCCUCUUUUAGUUUUUUAAAAGAUUGAAAUCUACGUAAAGAGAUUAAUCUUUUUAUUUUUUUAUGAUGAUCAACAGGCAAUUAGCCUUUUCAAUUAUUUAAAUGUUUGCAACAAAUGUAAAUCUAAGAUGGAAAUCUGAAA
Nasonia vitripennis (jewel wasp) is the source of this 973-nucleotide messenger RNA. Its product is annotated as suppressor of zyg-1 protein 20-like. Lineage: Eukaryota; Metazoa; Arthropoda; Insecta; Hymenoptera; Pteromalidae. Bases 27 to 776 code for a protein of 249 amino acids. The record is from RefSeq and is a predicted model, not a curated record. The transcript is spliced from 4 exons.